AUGUUCCUCUCUAGCAAUCCAUUUUUCCUCCAAUUGAAGCAAAGAGAAGAACAACCAGGCAUGAGUUCAGACAGCCAAUCGGUUUCGAACAACCUGGAGAUCGUGCGGGAGGCUGAACUGGAAGGUGCCGACGAGGACGAAGACGAUCUGAGGCGUGUCCUGCCUUGGCACAAGCAGUUCACCUUGCGUGCCCUGUUCGCCAGCAUGGCGCUCGGCUCCAUAUUCAGCGUGAUCGCCAUGAAGCUCAAUCUCACGACCGGGAUCACGCCUAACCUCAAUGUCUCGGCCGCCCUUUUGGCCUUCAUCUUCAUGAGAACAUGGAGCAAAGCCAUGAAAAAACUCGGGUUUUUAUCGACUCCUUUCACCAAACAGGAGAACACCAUGAUCCAGACGUGCGUUGUCGCCUGUUACACCAUUGCUAUCGGAGGUGGGUUUGGAUCUUACCUGCUGGGGAUGAACAAGAAAACGUUCGAGCUUUCGGGUGGGCUCAGUGUGGUCGGGAAUUAUCCGGACAGUAUAAAGGAGCCCGGGAUCGGUUGGAUGACUGCUUUUCUAUUUUUAGUCUGUUUCAUCGGACUUUUCGUAUUGAUUCCUCUUCGGAAGAUUUUGAUUAUAGACUAUGACUUGACCUUUCCGAGUGGCAUGGCAACCGCAGUUCUUAUCAAUGGGUUUCACAGCAGAGAAGACAAAAUGGGCAAGAAGCAAGUUCGGAGCUUCCUCAAGUGCUUUUCUUUUAGCUUCUUGUGGGGUUUUUUCCAAUGGUUCUACACUGCGAAAGAGGAUUGCGGUUUCGCGCAGUUCCCGACUUUCGGACUCCAAGCUUGGAAGCACUCAUUUUUUUUCGACUUUAGCUUGACGUACGUUGGGACAGGGAUGAUUUGCUCCCACCUCGUGAACUUGUCGUUGCUUCUUGGGGCCGUGCUUUCAUACGGCAUUAUGUGGCCGUUGAUUCGAAACCUCAAAGGCGAAUGGUUCCCUGCAGACGUGUCCGAAAACAGCAUGAGGAGUCUCAAUGGCUACAAGGUGUUCAUCUCCAUUGCCCUUCUCCUAGGCGAUGGCCUCUACAAUUUUGUCAAGAUUCUCCGCAUCACCAUACUCAACAUCCAAAUGCGCUUCAAAAACCAAAAUCCGGACGUAGUUUUCAUCCGCGAGAGCAUUCCCCUAUGGGUCGGGCUACUCGGUUACGCCUCGCUGGCGCUCGUCUCGACCAUUUUCCUUCCGCUCGUCAUCCCGGAACUCAAAUGGUACUUCGUCCUCGUCUCCUACAUUUUCGCCCCGUCACUCGCGUUCUGCAAUGCCUACGGCGCGGGCCUAACCGACAUCAACAUGGCGUACAACUACGGGAAAGUUGGGCUCUUCACGGUCGCUGCCAUGUCGGGCCGCGAGCACGGCGUGAUAGCCGCUCUCGCGGCCUGCGGCCUCUUCAAGUCCAUCAUCAACGUCUCGUGCGUGUUGAUGCAGGACUUGAAGACCGGCCACCUCACGCUCACCUCUCCACGAGCCAUGCUCUUGAGCCAGUCGAUCGGGACCGCGCUUGGGUGCAUCGUGACCCCGCUAACGUUUUCCCUUUUCUACCGAGCGUUCGACGUGGGGAACCCGGACGGGGAGUUUAAGGCUCCAUACGCUAUAAUAUACCGUAAUCUUGCCAUAAUCGGAGUGCAGGGGUUUUCGGCGCUGCCUAGGCAUUGUCUGCAGUUGUGUUACGGGUUUUUCGGGUUAGCGAUCGUGGUGAAUUUGGUGAAGGAUUUGACGCCGAGGAGGGUCGGGAGGUGGAUGCCACUGCCGACGGCGAUGGCGGUGCCGUUUCUGAUCGGAGGGUAUUUCGCGAUCGACAUGUGUGUGGGGACGGCGGUGGUGUACGCGUGGCAUAGGAUGGAUGCCACGCGGGCGGAGCUGAUGGUGCCGGCGGUGGCGUCGGGAUUCAUAUGUGGCGAAGGGAUGUGGGCGUUGCCGGCGUCUGUGCUGGCGCUCGUUAAAGUCCGGCCGCCGAUUUGUAUGAAGUUUUUGCCCGGGUGA
Striga hermonthica is the source of this 2016-nucleotide messenger RNA. Lineage: Eukaryota; Viridiplantae; Streptophyta; Magnoliopsida; Lamiales; Orobanchaceae. The record is from the annotation of a GenBank genome assembly.